UAUUUCAAAACGCAAUGAAUCAGUUUCCACUCCUUGUAAAAUGUCGGAUGCCAAAACCCACGAAUGAAAGUCGAUUUUUUGGUGGUGUUUCCCAGGCUCGAAAGCAAAGCACGAUUUUCACUCGAGACGUCUCACGAUUCGAGCUAAAGACUCCCCGUUCCCGUUACGCAUCGCUAACCUAUCCCUAUCAAUCUCGAGAGGUGGUCACUAAAUGUCACAAUUGCAGCUACCGAUGUUGCAACCAAGAGGCGAGCCCCAGGUGGCCCACGGUUUUACAGAAUCCUUUGAAAGAGAUGACUGAUUCCGAUGGAAAACAAGACCGUGUGGAUGGACUGUUUCCAGUGCAUCAAAAUCUCCAGGGAGCUAGAGAAAUGGCAGACGAACAAGUGAGGGAGAUGACAACGGAAAGAGCACUAACAACCUCAACAACAGCAGAAAAGCGAACAAGAACAGCCUUUACACCCAUUCAGCUUCUUGUGUUGGAAACGGCGUUUGAGAAGAACCACUAUGUCGUUGGAAUGGAACGAAAACAGCUCGCAAUUUAUCUCAAGUUGACCGAACAACAAGUGAAAGUUUGGUAUCAAAAUAGAAGAACUAAAUAUAAGAAAAGUGUUCAACAGAGUUUCUCAUAAUGCCCUACUUAAGACAAGUGAAACUACAUUUCAAAUAAAA
This is a messenger RNA of Dendronephthya gigantea, 672 nucleotides long. Its product is annotated as homeobox protein vent1-like. The transcript is spliced from 2 exons. The coding region runs from base 15 to 632 and encodes 205 amino acids. Gene Ontology annotation, biological process: brain development; regulation of DNA-templated transcription; neuron differentiation. The record is from RefSeq and is a predicted model, not a curated record. Gene Ontology annotation, molecular function: DNA binding; DNA-binding transcription factor activity, RNA polymerase II-specific. NCBI's taxonomy places the organism in Eukaryota, Metazoa, Cnidaria, Anthozoa, Malacalcyonacea, Nephtheidae.